This is a messenger RNA of Pediculus humanus corporis (human body louse), 171 nucleotides long. RefSeq lists its product as uncharacterized. Bases 1 to 171 code for a protein of 56 amino acids. NCBI's taxonomy places the organism in Eukaryota, Metazoa, Arthropoda, Insecta, Psocodea, Pediculidae. The record is from RefSeq and is a predicted model, not a curated record. The transcript is spliced from 2 exons.
AUGAAAGGUUAUUUCGACGCAACAUUAGAAAUAAAUAAUUGGAUGAAAUUUAUCAGAUCGACGUCUGGAAAAAAUCAAAAUUUAAAACAUUUUUUGCUGACGGGUCAGCUAUUAAGUCGCGAUGUUAUUUAUUUAUUUUUGGUAAUUUACGUAAACCGGAAAAUGAAUUAA